GAGGGCGCGGUGCUCAUUGGCUGGCGCGGGCCGGGCUGGGCGCGGGGCGCCGCUUCUUAACGGGCGGCGCGGGGCGGCAGGAGCGUUGUGCCGGGCGGGGCUGCUGAGAGCUGGGCUGUCGCGAGCCGGGCUGCCGCGCGACAUGAGCGAGAGACAAGGGUCUGGAGCUACAAAUGGAAAAGACAAGACAUCUGGUGAGAAUGAUGGGCAGAAGAAGGUUCAAGAAGAAUUUGACAUAGACAUGGACGCGCCAGAGACAGAGCGGGCGGCUGUGGCAAUACAGUCCCAGUUCAGAAAAUUCCAGAAGAAAAAAGCGGGGUCCCAGUCUUAGUAGCUACCUCACAGCUUAAAACAUAGUUAUCCCAAAAUGAUUUAUCAAGAAAAUCAGAAAUAAUACAAAGAUGCAUGUACAGAAAAUAUCAGUAUUUAAAACCCCAUUGGCAGAUAACAAACCGUGAGCUUGUGUGUGACUUUGUCCCAGAUGUUUUGCGCAUGUUAUCCUCUGUAACUCACCAUUUUACUUGAUGUUGUAAUAAAAAGUUAGGGUGAAGUAAUUAAAGUGUCUGCCUUCAUCUGUCUUUUCAUAUUAGUCUGGCAACCACAGCAUUACAAAUGAACCCAGCCCAGAUGCCUGUUUUCACGUAAAGCUUGGGGACAUAACAGCACCGUAUGCUACAAGGGUUUUGUUGAGGGAUGAGAGCACGUGUCUCAGCCCUGCUUACCUCAUUUGGAGAAUUCCAGCUGCCAGCCAAAUGUGACGAUAAAAUUACUUUCUCAUAAUGAGCUGGAAGGAAAAAGUUGCUGACAGAAGCUGGCAUGAAGGGAAGAGGGAUAGGAAGCAGUGAGCAGUUUAUUUUUGUUUUGCAAUUAUGCCAGUAAGGUGGUUUAAGUGGGAAAAUUGUCCCCAUCAUUCCUCUUUGCAUGAUAAUGUUCCGAAUUACCCAGCUUGGACUACACUGACUGCUAUGGAAAAAUAAAAAAGAAAGCAAAUCAAAACACAAUUCCAAACACCUCCCCCCCUUUUUUUUUGGUAUGUGAAAACAGAAACUGGCUCUCUAAACUCUCUUUUUGAUGCAGCUUUUCAGUAUCUACAUAAUCAGUAACCAUUUCUAUACCAUGUCUCUUCAUAUUAUUUUCAGUAUUUGAUGGGUAAAUCAUAAUAGACGCCCUGUCUCCAUUUGCACUGCGCUGUUUUCAACUUUAUAUGCGCCCCUUACUUUACCACUGCAUUCGUCCAGUUUUUCAUUAACAAAAAGCAACCACAACAAUGUCUGUUUCAAAUUGGGAAGUAUUUCUAUUUUCUCCCUGUUGUAAAAGAGUAACAGACCAGUCUCAGGUUGGAUCUAAGUAAGGAUCUUGCCUGGCUUUAGACCCGACUGGGAAUUGUCUGCUCAUAUUGUGUACAUAGGAAGGUUUAGAAGAGGUUUAAACAAGUACUUUGUACUCAGAAAAUAGUGCACUGUUUCUUUGCAUUUAGGAAUUUCACAUAUAAACCCCAAAUAGCACUGCUGCUUUGCUGAAAGUGUGGUUUGUGGAGGUCCCAGAUUCCCUACUUGUCUUUCACAGAGACUGCUCACCAUAUAAUAAUCGCCUUAGCAUAAUAAUUUAAAAAUUGUAAUGGGUUUGGAUUGUGUUGGUGCCAUUUUGUUUAGAUGAACAUAUAUCUGUAAUAAAGGACUGCAUUUGCGUUCUGCGUUAUGUCAUUUGAAAUAGCAUGAGCUCUGUAAUGGCUGCUUAAUUGAAUAAAAACUAUGGGUAAGCACUA
Messenger RNA from Columba livia (rock pigeon), 1765 nucleotides. It is a transcript of the gene PCP4, whose product is annotated as Purkinje cell protein 4. Gene Ontology annotation, molecular function: calmodulin binding; calcium ion binding. The record is from RefSeq and is a predicted model, not a curated record. Lineage: Eukaryota; Metazoa; Chordata; Aves; Columbiformes; Columbidae. Gene Ontology annotation, cellular component: cytoplasm. Bases 143 to 331 code for a protein of 62 amino acids. The transcript is spliced from 3 exons.